AUGCAACAAAGUCCAACAUUCGACACAAAACAUCACUACGUUAUCAUGAGAGCAAUCCAGAUCAAGGAGUUUAACGCGCCCUAUACCGUCUCCGACGUCGACAAGCCCAAGCCAAAGCCCCAUCAGCUGCUCAUCCAGGUUAAGGCCGGCGGGUUUUGUCACACUGAUUGCAUGGCCCUUGAGAAUGCUUUUGGUUCAAAACUACCUUUCAUUGGGUCACAUGAGCCAGCUGGCGUUGUUGUUGAGGUCGGAUCUGCGGUCCAAGGAAUAUGUGCUUAUGUGAUGGCAGGGAACUGUCCCGAUUGCAAGGCUGAAAGGCCGAUUUACUGCGAUAAUCCAUCUAUGAAAGGCAUCACGACGGAUGGGGCAUGGGCUGAAUACAUGGCAGCCGACGCUCGAUUUACUGUGAAACUUCCAGACUCACUUGACUUUCCCACCGCAGCCUGCAUGAUGUGUGCUGGCAUCACUGUGUACGGAGGCAUCAAGAGAGCUCAAGUCUCAUUUGGCGGUUCCAUUGGUAUCGUGGGCAUUGGCGGACUUGGUCAUAUUGGAACUCAAGUUGCCAAAGCAAUGGGGUACCAAGUUGCUGCGAUUGAUGUCAAGCAAGAUGCCCUGGACCUCGUAUCAUCUUACGAUCUGAAACCCGACGUCUGCAUUCUAUCAACCGGUCCAGUUGAAACUUCCCUGGAGAAGAUCACCAACGUCAUACAAGGUGACUACCCUGGUCUCGACGCCACGGUGAUCGCAACCGAUGCUCCCGCCGCGUUUGAACUCGCGGCGAAACUGACACGGAAGCACGGAACUAUGGUUCUUCUUGGUCAACCUGAAAAGGGCAUUACCUUGUCUUAUCAGAACGUCAUCUUUCGUGAUAUCAAGCUAGUCGGUUCCCUUGUUGCGGACACUGAUGAAACUGAGGAGCUCUUGGAACUAGUCGUGAAGCAUGAUAUCCAGGUCAAGAUCAAGGAAUGGAAGCCUGAAGAUGCUGAGAAGAUGAGACAAGAAUAUUUGGCUGGUAGGAACAGCGGUAAGAAUGUUAUAGUAUUCUAG
Messenger RNA from Fusarium mangiferae, 1047 nucleotides. RefSeq lists its product as uncharacterized. Bases 1 to 1047 code for a protein of 348 amino acids. Lineage: Eukaryota; Fungi; Ascomycota; Sordariomycetes; Hypocreales; Nectriaceae. The transcript has 4 exons. The record is from RefSeq and is a predicted model, not a curated record. Gene Ontology annotation, molecular function: oxidoreductase activity.